UCCUUGUCCCCCACUCUCCCAUCCCCACAGACGCUCCGAGCCCUUGCCCCUGCCCCAGCUAUGGCUCCUGGGGCUCCCUCGUCCAGCCCCAGUCCUAUCCUGGCUGCGCUGCUCUUCUCCUCUUUGGUGCUCCCCCUGGCCCAGGCCAUUGUGGUUUACACGGACAAGGAGGUCCAUGGCGCUGUGGGCUCCAAGGUGACCUUGCACUGCUCGUUCUGGUCCAGCGAGUGGAUCUCAGAUGACAUCUCCUUUACCUGGCGCUACCAGCCCGAAGGGGGCCGCGAUGCUAUCUCGAUCUUCCACUAUGCCAAGGGACAACCCUACAUUGACGAGGUGGGGACCUUCAAAGAGCGCAUCCAGUGGGUAGGGGACCCUCACUGGAAGGAUGGCUCUAUUGUCAUACACAACCUGGACUACAGUGACAACGGCACUUUCACCUGUGACGUCAAAAACCCACCAGACAUAGUGGGCAAGACUUCUCAGGUCACACUCUAUGUCUUUGAAAAAGUGCCUACGAGAUACGGGGUGGUGCUGGGAGCCGUGAUCGGGGGUGUCUUGGGGGUGGUGCUGUUGCUGCUGCUGCUUUUCUAUGUGACCCGAUACUGCUGGCUACGCAGACAGGCGGCCCUGCAGAGGAGGCUCAGCGCCAUGGAGAAGGGGAAAUUGCACAAGGCUGCGAAGGACUCGAAGCGCGGCCGGCAGACGCCAGCGCUGUAUGCCAUGCUGGACCACAGCAGAAGCACCAAAGCUGCCAGUGAAAAGAAGGCCAAGGGGCUGGGGGAGUCUCGCAAGGAUAAGAAAUAGCGGUUAGCGGGCCGGGCGGGGGGUCGGGGGUCAGGGCGGGAGCCCACCAAAGGCUCUCAGGUGGUGGUCAUAGAGAUGGAACUGCGGAAGGAUGAGCAGAGCUCGGAGCUCCGGCCUGCGGUCAAGUCCCCCAGCAGAACCAGCCUCAAGAACGCCCUCAAGAACAUGAUGGGUCUGGACUCCGACAAGUGACCACCCCCCUGGGCCCUCCCAGAGCAGGGGGACCUAGGCUCCUCUUCUUCCCCCCGUCUAGGUGCUUUCCUCCUUAACUCCCCAGCCCUGCCCCGCCCUCAGCACCCUUUGAGAUGUAAGUUUCAUUCCAAAGUUCACGCCCCAGGCCCCUCCCAUCUCCCCCCACCUGCACCCCGGCUUUCUGGGAACCCAGGGGCCUCACCCUCCCCUUCACCGGCCCCAAGGACUGUGUGUUUGGUGCCUGUCCCUCUGGCACCGAGAAGAAAGGGACCUUGAUACCCCGUGCCUCAGCUCCAGGCCACCUGGCGUUCCCAUCCCUUGCGGCACCCAGCCUGACCCUCCUUCUUUUCUUUCUGACCCUCCCUCCCCUUCAUCAGGUGGCCCAGCUCCAUAUUCUGUCUUCCCGGCUAACACCCAGAACAUCCAGAUCAGACUCUCCUUCAGGGUUUACUUAGGUUGUUAGUUAUUUUUUAUUUUUUAAUCCAGUCUUGUUUGUUUGUUUACCGGCGCCCUCCCCCCAUGACUGAGUACCAAUGACGUCAUGUGGUUUUUGCAUUUCCCCAUCCCCCCUCCCCAUUAAAUCCUUCAUGGAGAGCUAGCCCAAGCAGAGGGGCCCCUGGUCCUCAAUCCUCAGCUACAGGACUGGUGCCCCUGACCACUUUAGGGCACUGUUCUGGGACUCUAGGUCAUGGGGAAGGAGAGACAGAGAGAGGCAAAGAAUCCUCACAGGUCAGGGCAUUGAGGACGGGGCAAAUAAGCCUUAAGAAAGGGCUUUAAACAACCAAACAGAAAGGAAAAAUAAACGGGAAACGGGGGGGGGAGGGGAAGGCUGUACUCCCAGCCACAGGGGACUCUUAGGAUUUUUCUACAUUCUGUAUAUUUCUUCUCAAACUCCCAAAUGUCCUUAAAUGUUUAAUAAACACUGACAUUUCCAGAAGUGCUGCCUCCAUCUCCAACUUCCUCAUUCUCCUGGGAAUAUCCCUGCCCCCUAUUCCAUCCCCAGCCCCCUACGUUCCCCCAUCCUUCCCCUCUCCCAGUCCUCUUCCUCAUCACCUGGUUUCGGUUGUUAAGAAUUUGGCUUUAUGUUACGGACCUUCCAUAGUACAGUGGAAAGAACUCUGAAAAAGGCUCACAAGACGCCUUCAGCAAAUAUCCAGUGAGUUUAUCCUAUGUGCUGAACUGUGUAUCAGCCUCUGUGUUUACAUGGGUUAGAACACAGACUCCCUCUUUACCAAGAUCUGAGUUUUUAAAAUAUGCCCGCCCAUCUGUGUGGCCUAUGGCUGGUUAUUUGACUUUUCUGUUUCUGCCUUUGUAAAUUGAGAUGAUACCUGCCCUGCUUAAUUUUUUUG
Acinonyx jubatus (cheetah) is the source of this 2345-nucleotide messenger RNA. RefSeq names its product myelin protein zero (gene MPZ). NCBI's taxonomy places the organism in Eukaryota, Metazoa, Chordata, Mammalia, Carnivora, Felidae. Gene Ontology annotation, biological process: myelination. The record is from RefSeq and is a predicted model, not a curated record. Gene Ontology annotation, cellular component: membrane. The transcript is spliced from 6 exons.